This is a messenger RNA of Thlaspi arvense, 1080 nucleotides long. The record is from the annotation of a GenBank genome assembly. Lineage: Eukaryota; Viridiplantae; Streptophyta; Magnoliopsida; Brassicales; Brassicaceae.
AUGAGGUUUGCGAUUGCGUGUACGGCCAGGGGAUUUGUUCAUCGGAAUCUCCAUCUCCAUCUCCAUCUCCAUCUCCAUCUCCAUCUCCAGGGGAAAGGUAAUCCUGGAACUUCUCCUUCUCCGGUCUCCCUUUGCGGUCUCCGUAGCUUGGAACGAGCUUUCUCAGGUCUCAGUGAUGGUUGCAGAGAGACAUUGAGAAAUGGGCUUCGUGAUAUUAAGUUAGAAGAUGCAGUUGAUCUGUUCAGUGAGAUGGUUGAGUCUCGUCCACGCCCUUCCAUUAUUGAUUUCAAUAAGUUGUUGAGCGCCAUCGCCAAGAUGAAGAAGUACGAUGUUGUCAUCUCUAUGGGCGAGCAGAUGCAAAAGUUUGGGAUUUCACAUGAUCUCUAUACAUUCAAUAUUUUCAUAAACUGUUUGUGCCGCUCCUCUCUGCUCUCUCUCGCUUUAGCUACCCUUGGGAAGAUGAUGAAACUUGGCUAUGAGCCUGAUACAGUCACGCUUUCUUCGCUGCUCAAUGGUUUCUGUCACGGGAAGAGGAUCUCUGAUGCCGUAGCUUUGGUUGAUCAAAUGGUGGAAAUUGGAUGUAAACCUGAUACCGUCACAUUCAACACUCUGAUCCAUGGGCUUUUUCUCAACAACAAAGUCUCAGAAGCUGUGGCGUUAGUUGAACGGAUGGUUGUGAAUGGGUGUCAACCAGAUCUGAUUACUUACUGUGUUGUGGUAAAUGGAGUAUGUAAGAGAGGUCAUACUGAUUUGGCUCUGACUCUGCUCAAGAAUAUGGAGAAAGAGAAGAUAGAGGCGGAUGUUUUGAUCUACAAUACAAUUAUUGAUGGUCUCUGCAAACACAGACAUGUGGAUGAUGCACUCGAGCUAUUCAGUGAAAUGGAGAAGAAAGGGAUUAGACCUGAUGUUUUCACCUACAAUUCUCUCAUAAGCUGCCUUUGUAAUUAUGGAAGAUGGAACGAUGCCUCUCGACUACUAAGCGAUAUGAUCGAGAGGAGAAUCAACCCCGAUGUUGUCACUUUCGCUGCAUUGAUCGAUGCGUUUGUGAAAGAGGGGAAGCUUUUGGAGGCCGAAGAAUAA